Molecule: messenger RNA, 310 nt
Organism: Plectropomus leopardus (leopard coralgrouper)
Lineage: Eukaryota; Metazoa; Chordata; Actinopteri; Perciformes; Serranidae
Source: RefSeq, a predicted model, not a curated record
GUUCAUGGUCACUGCAUGUGCAACCACAACACCAAAGGCCUGAACUGUGAACAGUGUCAGGAUUUCUACCAUGAGUUGCCCUGGAGACCGGCCGAAGGACGCAACACCAACGCCUGCAAGAGGUGUAACUGUAACCAGCACUCAGACUCGUGUCACUUCGACACGGCUGUGUUUUUGGCAUCGGGAAAUGUCAGCGGAGGAGUCUGUGACGACUGUCAGCACCACACGACCGGACGCCACUGUGAGCAGUGUGAACCAUUUUACUACCAGCACCCCGAGAGGGACGCCAGAGACCCCAACAUCUGCCAGC